AUGAUUGAUUCGAUGAUCAACAACAAGAGACGUUCUGAGGGCGACCUCACAGAUCGUGAUGCUUUUUGGGAAAUACUCCGCAGCAAAAAGUGCAAUGAUCACCGAGUCGUGCAUCGACUAGAGUCCUCUUUAUCGGACCAUAAGAGGAGAUGUGUUAGGCAGAUAGCUAAACACCAAGCGUUUUACAACGCCUUCAACCAUUUGUCACGGAUCCCGGGUCUGCGAUCGGGCCUGGUCAUCGGCAACCUUAACAAACUCAUCGCCCUCAAAUGCGACGAGGAAGUUGUGAGCUACCUCGAGCACAUAUACUACACAUGGCUGCAUCUUGCCGGGAAUAAUGAGUCAAAUCUCGGAAAGAUUGAUACAUUCACUGUCAAGUCUGUGGAGCUCCGGUGCCCUAGAUUUUCAGCAGAGGAUGAAAGAUUGCUUCGGAACGCAGUUCUGGACGGUCGUGUCUUCAGGCUUUUCGACAAAUCUGAGCGAAUCAUCAUUUGGAAGAACCUUUGUUCCAUCGACUCUACGAUUCCAUCACUGACAACAUUUUUCAACGACGUCAAGUACCUUGAAUUGUGCGCAAAGUGGAUGAAGCGUUUGGUUGCUAUACCUCAGGAUGGACACACUGUGAGGACUGCAUUGACGAGGGCCUUCAAGCAUUCGAUAAGAGAUGAAAACCUGUAUCCAAUCGAGGAGUCCGACAUGACUUUCUCCUACCGACCUGUUGAGGUAGACGCUCGUCUCCAGCUUGGAAUGCGGCAGUUAUGGCUUUCGACGAUGAGAAAUUUCCGACAGAUGGAAACGAAUCCAAGCUUACUUCCCAAGCUGGCGAGUCUGGCAUCGGAACUGGGGUUCGAUACGAACGAUAUCCGUUGCCUGAAGUCUAUGUCUCCAGAUUUGGAGGUUGCACAGCAAGCAUUGACAAUGGCUCGGCCACCGAAAGACUAUAUUUACGAUGUUCUGAGCUUUCAAGCUGUGGCCGACAAAAUUGCCCAUACGUUCCCAGACCUUCAGCAAAAUGAUUCUGCUCAGGAGUCACCCGAGUUUUUCACCGAUGCCUAUAGUUCGAAAUACGAUUCUCGGCCGUGGCUGAAUUAG
Molecule: messenger RNA, 1092 nt
Organism: Colletotrichum costaricense
Lineage: Eukaryota; Fungi; Ascomycota; Sordariomycetes; Glomerellales; Glomerellaceae
Exons: 2
Coding region: 1-1092 (363 amino acids)
Source: RefSeq, a predicted model, not a curated record